Carassius carassius (crucian carp) is the source of this 2121-nucleotide messenger RNA. It is a transcript of the gene scn3b, whose product is annotated as sodium channel, voltage-gated, type III, beta. The record is from RefSeq and is a predicted model, not a curated record. Gene Ontology annotation, biological process: ventricular cardiac muscle cell action potential; sodium ion transport; regulation of heart rate by cardiac conduction. NCBI's taxonomy places the organism in Eukaryota, Metazoa, Chordata, Actinopteri, Cypriniformes, Cyprinidae. The coding region runs from base 215 to 976 and encodes 253 amino acids. Gene Ontology annotation, molecular function: sodium channel regulator activity. The transcript is spliced from 7 exons. Gene Ontology annotation, cellular component: voltage-gated sodium channel complex.
AGACUGGCGUCUGUAAUUCUACAGCUGCGGAGUUUGAGGAUGGAGCAUCUGUACUGCUCAUGUGGCUGUAAAAGGAAACCGUAAUCAUUCUCGGUCACUGACAUCUUCUGAAAGAGCUCGUUGGGGAGGCGCUGGAUUUCUUUAUUCCGCGCGAAUUUUCUACAGGAAUCAUUUAACGUUAGAUCCACAGGUCUUUAGAUUCACGAUAAUCGCCAUGGAAAUGCAGCGUCCGCUUCUGGUUAAAGACGUUGACGGAUGUUUGCAUCUCGGAAGACUCAAUCUGAAACGCCGCCCUGUUGUUAGAUCUCCCAGUAUGUCAACUCACAUGAGGCUUGUGUUGUGUUUGCUAUUGCUCUUCAUAUUUGCUGUUCAGGAGGUCAGACUGGUGUGUGUGGAUGUGCCAUCAGACACAGAGGCCACCGUAGGCGGUGUUAUGAAGUUAACCUGCAUCUACUGCAUGAAACGAGAAGAGAUCUCUGCCAAGACCAAAGUGGGCUGGUUCUACAACGGUUCUGUGUCAGAUUACAGAAGAAUGCUUAUCUAUCAGUAUGAUCAUGAGCCGCAGGAGCCAGAGGACGCAGAAAUGUACUGGAAGGGCCGUCUGAGAUGGAACGGCAGCAAGGACCUGCAGGACAUCUCCAUUAGCAUCAUAAAUGUCACCGCAAAUGACUCUGGCAUAUACGAAUGUGAGGUGUCACGCUUCUUUGAGUUCGAUUCAUUCAAGCAUACCACCAACAAGAAAAUCACCAUUGAACUGAAGGUAAAAAUGCAAGCAAGUAUAGACACCACAGCGCUGUACUCCGAGAUCAUGAUGUAUGUGCUGCUGGUGUUUCUCACAUUCUGGUUGCUGGUGGAAAUGAUCUACUGCUACAGGAAGAUCUCCAAAUCAGAGGAGCUGGCUCAGGACACUGCGACAGACUACUUAGCCAUUCCUUCUGAAAAUAAAGAAAACCCGGGUCCCGCUGUAACGGAAUAAAAGUCUCACACCUUUACGGUACUGACGAUUCUUAAUAGCAACCAGUUUAAAAUGGAGACCAGGCACUGAUCUUGUUCUGACACUGCUCUGAGAAACCAGGAAAACCUGCCAAAUCAAAUCCCUCUCAUCUUGAUAAUGUGAUGCGUGGAACAAACUCUCGACUGCUUCAUUAUCUCCUGCUGCCUCAGUGGAGGUCAGCAGUAACACACGUCUAAUCAGACUGAUCAGGAUCUGCAUGUGUCCGUCCUCAACUCUUGCCUUAGUAGAGACACAAAUACAGCAGCCCAGAGCUGAAGAGCUAUCAUACUGCCUAUAGACGCACUUUUCUUAAUCAAAUGUCAAUCAUUGCUGUCACAGUGCCCAUGUGAGCCUUUCCCUCUUUGGUAUACGCUGUUCUUACUCUUUUGAUAGAAAUAGAUGAAGAUAAGUCUGGAUUCUAAUUAGACUUGGUUUUUAUUGUAUUUUCUAUACAAGGAACCCCUUUGUAGUAUUUUGGGUUUUUAUUACUUUUUAUUUAAAAAACAAACAAACUCCGCUUUGCCACUUUGCAAUCAGUCAUCAGUGAAACGGUGGCAGGUAAACAGCUGUAAUGAGGAGUUACGUGUACAGCAGUGUCAUUUGUUUACAUUGGUCAUAGCAGUCAGUUUGUCUUCUGCAUCUUGCAGCAUUAAAGCCAGAUUAAUACUGAACAGCAUAAUUAUGACAUUAUUCAAACAAUGGCAGUUUGUACUGAAGCCACAUUGCCUAACCUGUUGUUAUUGUUCAGUGAUGUUCAGCAGCAGCAGUGAGUAAUCUGUACACUUUAAACACUUGCUUUAUAAUUCUACACACUCCUUUCAGAUUGACUGUGAACAGUUGUUGGAACUAAUAACAAAAUCUGUUCAGCUGUUUAAAGAACAUUUGGCUAUGUGUUUGUAUUUCCUUUUUCCACUGUUGCUAUAAUGAAUUUAUAGAUUUGGAUAUUUCAUGUAUUAUUUCUAUUGGUGCCGGCUUGCCGCUGUUAACUUUGCCUUUUGCAUUGUUUUAUAUAGGUCACAGUUGCUGCCACAGAAACAAUGCGCUUGCUCUACCCUGUUAUGAUAGAGCUGCUCAUCACUUGUCAAAGCUUGUCAUGUAUAUUAAACCAGGUGAUGCAUUCCAAAAAA